This is a messenger RNA of Penicillium concentricum, 1500 nucleotides long. RefSeq names its product glycylpeptide N-tetradecanoyltransferase swoF. The transcript is spliced from 4 exons. Lineage: Eukaryota; Fungi; Ascomycota; Eurotiomycetes; Eurotiales; Aspergillaceae. Gene Ontology annotation, cellular component: cytoplasm. The coding region runs from base 1 to 1500 and encodes 499 amino acids. Gene Ontology annotation, biological process: N-terminal peptidyl-glycine N-myristoylation. The record is from RefSeq and is a predicted model, not a curated record. Gene Ontology annotation, molecular function: glycylpeptide N-tetradecanoyltransferase activity.
AUGUCUGAUUCCAGCGAUAAGAAGGGCAAAGCCCCCAAGCGCAAUGAAGAGGAGUCUACUCCAUCAGACUCGGGUAAUGGUGGAAAGAAGCUUCCCGCGAAGUUUGCUUCCUUACUCCUCGAACAAAACCCCGCCCUGAAGAACGAGCUAGCUGCGAUGGACAAGGACCAGGCCGCCGCUCUACUGCACAACAUGGACCUCUCGCAGAUGUUGACCGGAUUGGCAGUGGGAGGCAAGAACCAGAAGGAUAUGGCCUCAUACAAAUUUUGGCAGACACAGCCAGUGCCUGCAUUUGAAGAGGCCGGAAAGAAGCAGAUUACCCAGGGACCUAUCAAGACCAUUGACCCAGAAAAGGUCUCCAAGACUCCCGAUGCGCUCGUUGAGGGGUUCGAGUGGUGCACUCUUGACCUGACGAACGAGGAGGAGUUGAAAGAGCUAUAUGAGCUCCUUAACAAGCAUUAUGUCGAGGAUGAUAACGCCAUGUUCCGUUUCAACUACUCGGAAUCCUUCCUUCAUUGGGCCCUGAUGUCUCCUGGAUGGAAAAAGGAAUGGCAUGUUGGUGUGCGCGCCACAAAGUCGCGCAAGUUGGUUGCAUCCAUCUGCGGUGUCCCGACUGAACUCCGCGUCCGCGGCGAGCGCAUCAAGGUGACGGAGAUCAACUUCUUGUGUAUCCACAAGAAGCUCCGCUCCAAGCGCCUGACUCCCGUCCUGAUCAAGGAGAUUACUCGCCGCUGCUACCUCAGGGGCAUCUACCAGGCUAUCUACACUGGCGGUAUAAUCCUGCCCACACCCGUCAGCUCUUGCCGAUACUACCACCGUUCUCUCGAUUGGCUGAAGCUCUACGAUGUUGGCUUCUCGCCUCUGCCCCAUGGCUCGACCAAGGCCCGCAUGAUCACUAAGAACCACCUCCCUAGCGAGACAUUGACCCCCGGUCUGCGCCCUAUGGAAUCCAAGGAUAUUGAUGCCGUCUUUGAUCUGUUGGAGCGAUACAUGCGGCGCUUCGACUUGAACCAGGCCUUUACACGGGAAGAAAUUGACCACUGGCUGGUGUACAAAGAGCAGCCCGGCAAGGAGCAGGUUGUCUGGUCAUAUGUUGCCGAAGACCCGGAAACCCACAAGAUCACCGACUUUGUAUCGUUCUACAAUCUCGAGUCUACUGUGAUCGACCACCCCAAGCACGAUACAGUCCGUGCCGCAUACUUGUACUACUACGCGACCGAGACCGCGUUCUCUGACGACAAGAAGGCUUUCAAGGAUCGCUUGCAGCUUUUGAUGAACGAUGCCCUAAUUUGCGCAAAGCAGGCUCGCUUUGAUGUCUUCAACGCCCUCACCUCGCAUGACAACCCCCUCUUCCUCGAGGAUCUCAAGUUCGGUGCCGGUGAUGGCCAGCUCCACUUUUACCUAUACAACUACCGUGCUGCACCUAUUGGUGGUGGAAUUAACGAGAAGAACUUGCCCGACGAGUCGAAGAUGGGAGGUGUCGGUAUCGUCAUGCUCUAG